AUGUAUCAUAAGCUUAUGAAUAUGCUUGUAGCUUACAUAAGUAUUUUAAACCAUUUUCAUAAAUUUUACUUUGUGUAAUCUGUAAAUGGAUAUGACUGCUCUGGAGAAAUAAGUAGCUUGAAAUCAAAUUCUAAUAUUAUGUGUGCUAUGGAAUUUUUUAAACUCAAGGAUAUUACACCACUUAAAGAUGAUAAAAAUUUAUCAUUACCAGAAAAUUGUUACCAAAUAACAUUAAUGAGUGGAAUGCCUUUUAUUGGAGGUAAUAGCUGUGAUUUUACAAAGCCUUUAUAACUUACAUACAAUAACUCUACUUAUUACGCCAGCAAAGUUAGUAUUUAAUAAAAAUAUGUAGUAGUAGCCAAGCCAUAAUGUCCUUAAUAGCUUGAAAUUAACAUUUCUAUUAAUUAAUUUAGCUUUUUUUAUAACUAAACUCCUCCUUACAAAGGUCCUGGCUUUUGUGACUAUUAUUCAAAUAACUUUUUUUAAACUACAGACAGCCUAAACUCUUAGACUUUAUCUAUUUCUUUAUCUGUAAAAAAACCCUCUAUAUAAAGUUAAAUUUAUAUUGUCCUUAGUACUGUAGCUCUUGUGAUAAUGAUUAGAAAAGUUGCUUUAGCUGUAUGGAUGGGUAUUACUUAGAUAAUAAUGUUUGUUAAAAAUGUGACAUUAAUUGUUAAACUUGCAACGGUCCUUCAUCUACUGAUUGCUCCACAUGUAACUAAGGUAGUUACUUAUAUAGGAAUAACUAAUGUGUAAGUUGUAAAAGUGAUGGUACUUAUAUUGAAAAUAACCUUUGCUUUGACUGUGACUCUAGUUGCUAAACUUGUAACGGUAAAAGUUAAAACGAUUGUUUAAGUUGCUACCAAGGGUUUUAAAUAGUGA
Molecule: messenger RNA, 882 nt
Organism: Tetrahymena thermophila SB210
Lineage: Eukaryota; Ciliophora; Oligohymenophorea; Hymenostomatida; Tetrahymenidae
Product: transmembrane protein, putative
Exons: 4
Source: RefSeq, a predicted model, not a curated record